AUGAUGUCUGAAAUCAAGCAAGAUAUGGGACACAUGAGGCAAGAAUGGAAGCAAGACAUAAGGCAUGAAGUUUCAGCUGUGAGACAAGAGGUCUCAAACUACAGGCAAGAGUCCAAUUCCUCAAUUCGCAAUCUGGAAACUCAGCUAGCCCAAGUUACAAAAUUAUUGGCGGAGAGUACCCGGGGAGCACUUCCUAGUGCCACAGAAAAUAAUCCUCGGGAGAGAGUUCAAGUUAUUACCUUGAGAAGUGACAAAGAACAUCCAGAUCCUAUAUCGCAGAAGGGUUCCACUUCAAAAAGCCCAAUUGAGGAUGCGAAUCUAAAGGACCAUGAUGAGAAUGGAACUGAACAGAACAUCGGGACAAUCCUGUCCACUAAUCAAAAUGCUAAGAAAGCCUUAGAAAAAGGCAAAGAAAAAAUUGAUGUUCCAGUCUACAGGCCACCAUUCCCCUAUCCAGGGAGGGUAAAGAAAGACGUGGAUAAAAUGCAAUAUGAAUUGGGAGAAUCAACCAUUGUGGUACUUGGUGAGGAAUGUUCAGCGAUCCUGCACAAGGACAUACCUCAAAAGCUGAAAGAUCCUGGGAGUUUUACAAUUCCUUGCCAAAUAGGUGAAACUGAUUUUCUUAAGGCUUUAGCUGAUUUAGGUGCAAGUAUAAAUCUCAUGCCCUUUGAUAUUUUUAAGAAAUUAGAUUUGGGAACUCUUAAACCAACACGUAUUUGUAUUCAGUUAGCUGAUCGUUCAAUCAAACAUCCCAAGGGGGUGAUUGAAGACGUGUUGGUUAGAGUUGACAAAUUUAUUUUUCCUAUGGAUUUUGCCAUAUUAGACAUGGAUCCUGACAUUGAGGUGCCACUAAUCCUUGGUAAACCAUUUUUUGCAACUGCAAGGGCACUCAUUGAUGUUGGAAGUGGGAAGCUAGUCAUUCAUGCUGGUGACGAGUGUGCUAGUUUUGACGUGUCUAAGUUGACUAAAUACCCCUGCCUACUGAUGAUUCUUGUUAUUUUGUGGAUAUCUUGCUUGAGCAUAUUGAGUCUAUAG
This is a messenger RNA of Ipomoea nil (Japanese morning glory), 1035 nucleotides long. RefSeq lists its product as uncharacterized. The transcript is spliced from 2 exons. NCBI's taxonomy places the organism in Eukaryota, Viridiplantae, Streptophyta, Magnoliopsida, Solanales, Convolvulaceae. Bases 1 to 1035 code for a protein of 344 amino acids. The record is from RefSeq and is a predicted model, not a curated record.